This is a messenger RNA of Scylla paramamosain (green mud crab), 451 nucleotides long. Its product is annotated as histone H2B. The record is from RefSeq and is a predicted model, not a curated record. Gene Ontology annotation, molecular function: DNA binding; protein heterodimerization activity; structural constituent of chromatin. Bases 25 to 393 code for a protein of 122 amino acids. Gene Ontology annotation, cellular component: nucleosome. Lineage: Eukaryota; Metazoa; Arthropoda; Malacostraca; Decapoda; Portunidae. The transcript has a single exon.
UUCUCACAGCAGUACGGCGACACUAUGCCUCCCAAAGCAUCAGGAAAGGCUGCCAAGAAAGCUGGCAAGGCACAGAAGGCCAUUGCCAAGGGCGACAAGAAGAAGCGCAGGAGGAAGGAGAGCUACUCCAUCUACAUCUACAAGGUGCUCAAGCAAGUCCACCCAGACACUGGCGUGUCCUCCAAGGCCAUGUCAAUCAUGAACUCGUUCGUGAAUGACAUUUUCGAGCGCAUCGCUGCCGAGGCAUCCCGCCUGGCACACUAUAACAAGCGCUCCACCAUCACCAGCCGGGAAAUCCAGACCGCUAUCCGUCUUCUUCUGCCUGGUGAACUGGCAAAACACGCUGUUUCUGAAGGCACCAAGGCUGUUACCAAGUAUACCUCCUCCAAGUAAACAGGCGGCCAGUAUACUGCUGCCAGUAUAAAAUAAUACCCGGCUCCAUUGGAGCCAC